AUGUCAGCUGAAGGAACGAAACCAAGUGUUGAGGAAUCAUCAUCAUCAUCAAUUCCAAAACCGCCAACUUCAAAUGUAUUUUCUAUGUUUGGAGCCAAGAAGGAAAAGAAGGAAGAGCCACAACAAGAAGCGGCAACUGACUCCAAAAAGGAAGAAUCAAAAUCAGAGGAGAACAAGAAAGAAGCAAGCGCCACUACUACUGCUGCUACUGCUACUGCUGAUGACGAUGAAGCAGCUGCUGAAGAAGAAGAAGCUGAUGUUGAGUUUACUCCCGUGAUCCACUUGGACAAGAAAGUUGAAGUCAAGACCAACGAAGAAGACGAAGAUGUAGUAUACAAAGUGCGUGCCAAGCUUUUCCGUUUCCACGCUGACACCAAGGAAUGGAAAGAAAGAGGAACUGGUGAUGUGAAAUUUCUCAAGCACAAGACAACGGGCAAAACUCGUAUUGUUAUGAGAAGAGACAAGACUUUGAAAAUUUGUGCCAAUCACUUGAUUCAACCAGAUUAUGAGUUGAAACCAAAUAUCGGAUCCGAUAGAUCUUGGGUCUAUACUGUUACUGCUGAUGUUUCUGAAGGUGAACCCGAGGCACAAACUCUAGCUAUUAGAUUUGGUAAUAAGGAAAAUGCUGAUUUAUUCAAGGAACAUUUUGAAAAAGCUCAAGCCGAGAAUAAAGAAGCUAAGAACUAA
This is a messenger RNA of Lodderomyces parapsilosis, 687 nucleotides long. RefSeq names its product Ran GTPase-binding protein (gene YRB1). Gene Ontology annotation, biological process: protein import into nucleus. NCBI's taxonomy places the organism in Eukaryota, Fungi, Ascomycota, Pichiomycetes, Serinales, Debaryomycetaceae. Gene Ontology annotation, molecular function: GTPase activator activity. The transcript has a single exon. The record is from RefSeq and is a predicted model, not a curated record. Bases 1 to 687 code for a protein of 228 amino acids. Gene Ontology annotation, cellular component: nuclear pore; cytoplasm.